AUGGCGAAGGAGCGCCUAGAGUUCGAGGUGAAGCUGGCCGCCCUGGCGGCGGACAAAGAGGCGCUUACCCAGGACUUGGGCGCCCGGGAUACCGAGCUUGUGACCUUGAGGGAGGAGAAGGCCUCUCUCGAGGACGAGGUGAAGGCGGGUGCAUACCGCCGAGGAGACUACAAAAAGGCCUUGAGGGAUGCCCGCAAGGAAAUAAGGGCCCUCAAGGCGUCCCUCAAGCGCUUCCCUAGCUCGGAGGAGGGGCAGGAGCUGAUUGCCAAGGCAUCUCUGGACAGCUUGGUGCUUGCCAAGAGGAAGCUUGAUCAAGAGUACCCCGACAUCGUCGUGGACUUUCCCGACCUUGUGAACUUUGUCAUUGAGGAGAUGCAGAAUGAACAAGAGGAGGCGGCUGAGGAGGAUGACGCGGCGCCUACUGGGAGUGGGGAGGCGCCUUCUCCGCAAGAAAGUGACUCCUCAAUGGAAGAUGCCUCCUGA
Molecule: messenger RNA, 483 nt
Organism: Linum trigynum
Lineage: Eukaryota; Viridiplantae; Streptophyta; Magnoliopsida; Malpighiales; Linaceae
Source: the annotation of a GenBank genome assembly